Leptidea sinapis is the source of this 2140-nucleotide messenger RNA. RefSeq names its product protein sly1 homolog (gene Slh). Bases 161 to 2047 code for a protein of 628 amino acids. The transcript is spliced from 11 exons. Gene Ontology annotation, biological process: endoplasmic reticulum to Golgi vesicle-mediated transport; intracellular protein transport. The record is from RefSeq and is a predicted model, not a curated record. Lineage: Eukaryota; Metazoa; Arthropoda; Insecta; Lepidoptera; Pieridae. Gene Ontology annotation, molecular function: syntaxin binding. Gene Ontology annotation, cellular component: cytosol; Golgi membrane.
AACAGUCAACACGUCUUGUAAAUUUGUAGGUUCCAAGAUUGUAAUCAUUGUUGAAGUUUGUAGAAUUAUAUCUAAUUUAUGUGAAUUAAAAAAUAAACAUACACUAUCGCUAUAAAACCAAAAGAGUAAAAAGCAUGAUCUGAAAUACUAUAUACACACAAUGGCAACUUUACGAGAACGGCAACUAAAUGCCUUAAAACAGAUGCUUAAUUUGAAUGAACCUAUUACAAAAGCAGUUGCAACUGAACCAACAUGGAAAGUCCUUGUUUAUGAUAGAGUGGGUCAGGACAUUAUCUCUCCACUCAUUUCUAUUAAAGAACUUCGUGAAUUAGGAGUUACUUUACAUGUUCAACUGCAUUCAGAUCGAGAUCCUAUCCCAGAAGUGCCUGCAGUGUAUUUUUGCGCCCCUUCAGAAGAAAAUUUAGGCCGAAUAUGUCAAGACCUAGAUAAUGGAGUGUAUGACCAAUACCAUUUGAACUUCAUAUCACCCAUAACAAGACAGAAACUUGAAGAUCUUGCUGCUUCCGCUAUUCAAUCAAACUCUGUUAUGAGUAUUCACAAAAUAUAUGAUCAGUAUUUGAACUUCAUUUGCUUAGAAGAUGACUUAUUCAUAAUGAAACAUCAAAAAUCGGACUCUUUAUCAUAUUAUGCUAUCAAUAAAGGUGACACAAAGGAUACAGAAAUGGAAGCGAUCAUGGAUGAUAUUGUUGAGAGCCUUUUUUCGGUUUUUGUUACAUUAGGUAAUGUCCCAAUAAUAAGAAGUAGCAAAGGGAAUGCUGCGGAGAUGGUAGCCAAAAAAUUAGAUAAGAAAUUACGAGAGAAUCUGUGGGACGCAAGGAACAAUCUGUUUCAUGGCAAUGCGGGCCAGAGUGGCGCUUUCAGUUUUACAAGGCCAAUGUUGAUAUUGUUAGACAGAAAUAUUGACAUGGCUACACCAUUGCAUCACACCUGGACAUAUCAGGCUUUGGCACAUGAUGUGCUUGAUUUAUCUCUAAACAGGGCAGUAGUUCCAGAGAGCUCUGGGCCGGCUUUGCCUGAUCAGAAAAUUAAAACCAGGACUUGUGAUUUGGACUCCAAGGAUCCUCUGUGGACCGAGCACAAGUGUAGCCCAUUCCCUACCGUGGCUGAAGCUAUACAGGAAGAUCUAGAAAAAUACAGGAGUUCAGAGGCUGAAGUGAAAAUAUUAAAGAGUUCAAUGGGCCUGGAUGCAGACAGUGACCUAGCUCUCAGUAUGGUUAGUGACAACACACAGAGACUCACCAGUGCUGUCAACUCGCUGCCCCAGCUCAUGGAGAAGAAGCGGCUCAUCGAUAUGCACACAACCAUUGCUACAGCAAUACUCAAUGCAAUCAAAUCGCGGCGACUCGAUUCUUUCUUUGAAUUGGAAGAGAAAAUAAUGAGCAAAAGUGGCGUCGAGAGCAAGUCGGUGAUUGAUCUGAUUGUGGACAGCAGUGCGGGGACUGCUGAGGACAAGAUGCGUCUGUUCAUCAUAUACUACAUGUGUAGUGGCCAACUUACCGAGGACGAGUAUAAGAAGUUCGAAUCUGCUUUGAUUGCGGCUAACUGUGACGUCAAACCCAUGGCCUACAUAAAGCGGUGGAAAAGCUUCACAAAGAUGUCUAGUCACUACGAAGGAGGUGGUACAAAAACAGUAUCCAUGUUCUCCAAGCUUGUAUCACAGGGGUCUUCCUUUGUUAUGGAAGGUGUCAAGAAUCUGGUUGUCAAAAAACAUAAAUUGCCAGUCAGUCGGACUGUUGAAGCGGCUUUGGGGGCUACUGGUAACGACACGGACCUGACCUGGUUGGACCCUCGGACCGCUAGGACUGAUGCUGCGGCCCGUUCCAGGGGUACGAGACAGGCGCCUCCUUCUGAUGCCAUCGUAUUCGUCAUUGGCGGAGGCAGCUACAUAGAAUACCACAACUUGAUUGAAUUAGUUAAGCAACAAGCUUCCAGCGGGGCCCCAAGAAAACUGAUCUAUGGUGCAACAACGUUACCAAAUGCUUCACAAUUUUUAAAACAACUGUCGCUACUGGGAGAGGAAAUCUAAUGAACAUUCCGUGUUUGAUAAGUUUAAUUGAAUGGAAGUAAAUGAAUCGCAAUGUAUAAAUAUUUUAUGAAAUAAAAACAUAUUUAUUAAAUU